GGAUAUGACGUAACGGCGGCUCUGGUCUCUUAUGGAAGAACAUCAACAGCCGUCGGCAAGACGCUAACUUUUGCAAACUUCUACAAAGACGAUAUAAAGUUGGAUAUCGCACAUUAUUCCUGCCGUGUAAGGCUUUCGUUUGUUUUGUCUUUUUUGUUAUUGUCACAAAUGUGGUAUUACUGAUGGAUCCCAGACAUGAUAUACCGCGGAGGGCCGCCGGUGGCGGCCGGGUCUCCGGGACCUCGUCCCCCGCGUUGGGCGCUCAAUCGCGCCGCAGGAAGAUGCCACCGAGACCCGCUGAUUUUAAGCUACAAAUUAUCAUCAUUGGUUCCCGCGGCGUUGGCAAAACCAGCCUGAUGGAGAGAUACACAGACGACACUUUCUGCGAAGCUUGCAAGUCCACUGUAGGUGUUGACUUCAAAAUCAAGACAGUUGAGCUGAGAGAGAAGAAGAUCAGACUACAGAUAUGGGACACUGCUGGUCAGGAGCGGUUCAACAGCAUCACAUCAGCUUACUACAGAGGUGCCAAGGGAAUUGUGCUGGUGUAUGACAUCACUAAACAGGAGACCUUCGACGACCUUCCCAAAUGGAUGAAGAUGAUAGACAAGUAUGCCUCAGAGGAAGCAGAGCUUCUCCUGGUCGGGAACAAGCUGGACUGUGAGACUGACCGUAUCAUCUCCAGACAGCAGGGGGAGCGGUUUGCCUCUCGAAUAAGUGGAAUGCGUUUCUGCGAAGCUAGUGCCAAGGAUAACUUCAAUGUGGAUGAGAUCUUCUUAAAGCUUGUAGAUGAUAUUCUUAGCAAGAUGCCUCUGGAGGUUCCCAACAAGGAGCUUUCCAACAGUGUCCUGUCUCUGCAGCCUGAACCUGAAGUGCCUCCGGAGCUGCCCCCUUCUCACCUGCGCUGCUGCUGAGAGUGGUCCCCAUCCUGCACACACACACACACACACACACACAGCUCACACAUGCAGAGCACCAGUCUGGCCACCAGAGGGCAGGACAUUGCAACAGUUUGGUAUAAUUCAGCUGCUCCCUAAAACGCAUGGACUCUCUUAUAACCACCAGUAUUAUCUUCUUCCUCUGUUUAUUCUCCUGUUUUCUAACUGCACACUAACACUUAGACAAGGUAAAUCAACCACCUCCUGCCACAAGUCUGUCUCCACUUUACCCAGACUACCUCAUUCCUCGGAUUGUCAGGCGAGCUGUGGCCCCUCAGGUGCCUUUAAGGAGGAGAACGCUUUGGAAGCAGUUGCACAUUUUCUAUAGAGGGAGAUUAUUUUGGGGUAAACUCACAACUUGUUCUCUCUUUCUGUUUCAUCAUCGUCAAACACAUAUUAUACACUAAAGAUAGACAUUGUCUGAG
This is a messenger RNA of Solea solea (common sole), 1360 nucleotides long. It is a transcript of the gene rab12, whose product is annotated as RAB12, member RAS oncogene family. Gene Ontology annotation, cellular component: plasma membrane; synaptic vesicle; endosome. Bases 183 to 911 code for a protein of 242 amino acids. Gene Ontology annotation, biological process: protein secretion; protein localization to plasma membrane; cellular response to insulin stimulus. Gene Ontology annotation, molecular function: GTP binding; GTPase activity. The transcript has 6 exons. The record is from RefSeq and is a predicted model, not a curated record. NCBI's taxonomy places the organism in Eukaryota, Metazoa, Chordata, Actinopteri, Pleuronectiformes, Soleidae.